CGCAAGUGAAGUGUUCCCCGAAGGGGAGAACGACAAAGAGAUGGCGUCAGAGGAGUGUAGAGCCUGCUGAAGUCCCGAAGCAGCGGUUCGACUCAUAGCUUUGCCGACGGUGGAUGACAGUGGUGGUGUUCAGGUGAGCAAGGCCAGGCAAGGCACGUGAAUCAGCACGUGAAUCAUGGCGCAAUCAUCAUUUGCAUGGGCUAUCUAUGUGUUUUGUGCAGAUCGGCGCAAUGGGGAUGCAGCAGCAACAGGCGAUGCUGGCGCAGUUAGAGGCCUACCUCGUCCAUCAGCAGAAGGUAGCCAAGCACAACACACUCACCCGGCCCGCUCAUCCAUCCAUCCAUCCAUCCAUCCAUGUCGCCCAUCGGUUUUUCGGCUGCUUGUGUUGCUUGUGUGUGUUUGGUGUGCAGGUCAACAGUGGCAUCGACCAGCUCCUACAGAGCAACACUGCUGCAGUUACCACACAUGGUGCGGCCAGACUGCCAACCACAGCACACAGCGGCCGCUGUGUGUCAUGGUCUCUCGUGUGCCUCGUUCGUUCGUCAGAUGGUGGCCAAGGUGACUCGCCUUGCGGCGGCUGCAUCGGCCUGUCUGGCCCAGCUGGCGGAUAGCAUCGCACUCACAAGACAUACGCCUAGACAGGUGAGUGAGAGACCACACAAUGACAUACACACAAAUAUACCCACACACACGCACACACACGGCUGCGUGUGUCGUCCGUGUCAUCAGGAUGACCUGACUGACAUUCCCCCCGACGCCAUGAUGACCAUCAUCGAACUGUCUGACGUCACCAGCAUCGCCCGCCUCAAAGCCAUAGCCCGCCACUUCAGAAACGCCCUGCGGCCCAUCAGCCGCAAUAUUCGGCUGCGGAAGGCCAUCGAGCGGGCGGGGGUGGGCGGUGUGGUGCAGUUCGACGGUCAGCUGAGCCACGGCGAUGUGUUGAAGGCCAUGUGGGUGAUGGAGGAGGGGGGCGAGGGCGGCUGGGGGGAGGCGGCGGACACACUCAGACUCUCCGAGCAUCUCGGCUAUUGCCAGCUGCCGGUCACUGUGGGCGCCGGAGAUCUGCAGACACACCCCACCAAGGCGGUAAGCACCACACACAGAAGAGGCAAUGGGUGAGCUGCUGGAUGUGUGUGUGUGUGUGGUCUUCAUUCAGGACUUCUUGUCGCUGCCCCGUUUCUGUGCGCAGUGGAUGCUCGUCGGCCGCCGUGUGGCCCUCCGUCGCCCCAACGGCCAGCAUGACGGCACACUCGAGCUGUUCCGCCACAACCGUGAAAUUCGCGCCAUCCGCAAUGGGCCCAACUUCGCCAUCGUCAUCAACCCGCCCCUCCCCCACCCCACCCGCCCCAUCCAUCCCUUCUCACAGCACCCCUUCCAGCAACACGCCAAGCCCCACGACCCGCCAGCCCGCUGCCGCAUUGGGUGGCAGAAUGGUGUGGGCUGGACGACGGUCGGUGCCAACCAUAGGCAGGUUAAAGCAUCAGCGAGUUCCCUUCUGAAGCAGCGGAUGCUGCUUCACCGGAGGACGGCUGUGGGCGGCAUCUCCAACUCGCCAACGGUGGUGGUAGACCGGUGAGUGAAUGACGAUGGAUGGCACGCCUCGCUAUGUGUCAAACGUGUGUGCAUGUCAGGCGCGUGCGUGGUGGUUAUUUGGAUCGCAUCGUGACCCAAUUUCCUGACACGCCCCUCGACGGAUGCUCAGAUGUGGUGGCAUAUGAGAUGGUCGGUGGGGGGUGUGGGCAGUCGCAUGUGCUGACCUCGUCCGAUGACCCCUUCAUCGCAUGGAUUGCCUUCCGCACCCCUCCAGGCGACAACGACCAGAACGGUACGCUUGCACUUCAACAACACCGUGUGUUGUCAUCGUGCUGUCGUGGUGUCUGAUUCUGUGCUCAUGGCUGCGUGCAGUGAGCAUCAUCAUCCGUACCAGCGAAGCGCCAGCAGCAGGGGUGGCCAAUGAUCCUCCUGACGGCAACCAAGGCCCGCCGCGUCCUCGGCCCCAUCGCAGCUAUCGUCUUCGACGGCCAGGCACCGUAGACCAUGAAGGUGAGAGCCACAUACAUGAUGCAGAGGACCUGAUGUGUGUGUGCAUUGUGUGUUUGCUGGUGUGUGUUCUGCAGGCUGGCUGGAUGACGUCAAGCGAGGACACACAAGUAGCUGACUGUCUGGCGGGGAGCGGGCGAGCGGAGUGGGUGUUUGGCUGCACGUCUGCGUUUCGACAAACAAUGAGUGGGAAUGACAGGUGCAUGUAUGUGAAAUGUCAAAGAGAUGCGCACGCA
This is a messenger RNA of Vitrella brassicaformis, 2276 nucleotides long. Lineage: Eukaryota; Vitrellaceae. The record is from the annotation of a GenBank genome assembly.